GUUUCGUUCAGACCUCGUCGACGAUGGCACUGUCCUCCAUUUACCGCAACGGUGCACGCAGCCUCGGCCUUCAACGGUCGUCAGCAGCGCGUCUCUUCUCGUCGUCUGCGGUCGCCAGGAAACCCGACAACACCAAACCUCCAAGACCUAUCGACGACUCAACCUCUGCUCUGGAAUACAAGAAAUUCCAACGACACAGACCACCUCCUCUACCUUCCGUAGAAAUUCCCUCCAGAAGUGCAGAAGAGGCAGUCACCAACAUCCUCUAUAACACUCCCCCUCCUAACCAACAGCCCUUCAAGAAGCACAUCCUCAACUGUCUCGUACAGAACGAGCCAGGUGUCCUCUCUCGCGUGUCAGGGAUUCUUGCAGGUCGUGGCUUCAACAUUGACUCGCUGGUCGUAUGCCGUACCGAAAUCCGCGACCUCUCCCGCAUGUGCAUCGUACUCAGCGGUCAGGACGCUGUCAUUGAACAAGCCAGGAGGCAGCUCGAAGACUUGGUACCUGUUUGGGCAGUACUCGACUACACCGACAACAGUCUCGUCUCUCGCGAGCUCCUCCUCGCAAAGGUCUCCAUCCUCGGACCCGAAUACCUCGACCAGCAAUAUGCAGGUGGCCCCUUCCACGAACCCCAAGCCGCUGACCCCAAACUCGAACGCGAGACCCAAAUUGCCCAAAACUUUGAACGCGGUGCCCAAGGCGAGCUCGAACCGGCUCUUACUCCCUCCCAGGCCCUCCGUCUCAAACACCAGCACUUGCACUCGAUCAACGUCUUGGCGACUCAGUUUGGAGCGAAGAUUGUGGACGUGAGCGAGCACAGCGUGAUCGUGGAAUAUACGGCGAAGACGUCGAGAGUGGAGGCAUUCCUGAACUUGUUGAAGCCGUUUGGUAUUUUGGAGGCUGCCAGAACCGGUACGAUGGCCAUGCCCAGAACACCCAUCCGCUCCGACGAGGACGACGGACCCGCGGAGGACGAAGGCGGAGCCGUCGAUGCCUCCCUCCUUCCUCCCGGCUAAACCUUUAGGACGGUUUCCGCGAGAUACAUCUAUCCUCUUAUCUCUAGACUUCUCUGC
This is a messenger RNA of Coprinopsis cinerea okayama7#130, 1073 nucleotides long. RefSeq names its product acetolactate synthase. Gene Ontology annotation, cellular component: acetolactate synthase complex; mitochondrial nucleoid. The transcript has 4 exons. The record is from RefSeq and is a predicted model, not a curated record. Bases 24 to 1016 code for a protein of 330 amino acids. NCBI's taxonomy places the organism in Eukaryota, Fungi, Basidiomycota, Agaricomycetes, Agaricales, Psathyrellaceae. Gene Ontology annotation, biological process: branched-chain amino acid biosynthetic process. Gene Ontology annotation, molecular function: acetolactate synthase regulator activity.